ACAAUAAUUCUUUAUGCCAAUGGAAUGCCUUUACAACAAUAUACUUGAACGUGCACCCGGUUCUGAAGUGCGAUAUUAUUAUAUUGUACCUCGGCCUGACUUCGCACUUAGUAACACACUAACAUGAAUUUGAACUGAAUGUAGGAUUUUGCAGGCAAAUAAUUGAUUUUGUUCGAUUUAUAUUAAAUAUCAAAAUUGAGUGAAAUUGACGAGAGGAAUAUUUCAGGUGUGUCUUACUUGGAGGGCGAAAGACGAUGGCGGUGAUGUUGCCGAUGGACCGGGAUAUGAUGGAGGUCGCCGAUUACUAUAACAGUCUGGAUCGAAACGGUGAACGACCAGCGAAUGGCCCGACUAUAGCCGUCAAUGGAUAUGUGUAUGGAAGUCGAAAUCAUCCCAGUUCCUUCGUACGAACCGAACGACCAACACAUUCCAGCGGACCUCAGAAUAUCAAAGGUAUCAUGCACGAAAUGGAUAAAGCAAAGGCCACUCAGGACAUUCUUCGACGUCGAAAGCAGAAGUACUCGGCGUUUGUGAUGGAACCGAUGAUGGGUCGACCCGUGGUGGAAACUCCCGGGAUCGGGGAGAGAGAGGCCAGAAUAUUACAUAGACAUGGUAUUGGGAGGUCGACGCAUCUCCGAGAAGCUUUCUUGGACCUUGGAAGGAAAGAAUUCAUCGAAUGGCUCUGUGACAUGGGUAUCACCGAACCCAGUGCCAAAGAAUGUGCUCAGUCUCUACACGAUUGGUGUGUCAAUUACAUCAAAUUACCUCGCUAGAGCAACCAAAGUUCCACAAGGGGAGGGAUGAAGAUUUACGUGGGAUGGGCUGGUAAGCCCGCCCUAUAAGGUGCACGAUAAAAACUGGAAUGUUAAACAUUGGAGGAGUGGCAACCUCUUCUAAAUAAUUCUGUUACCACAAAAUGGUUCAAUCCAACAGUUAAAUUGUUGGCUUCAGCUUUCGUGCAAAGUUUGGUUGAAUACUUUGGAAAGGUUGUCACUCCUCUAAACUUACAUUGCUGAUUCAACGUUUCAAUUUUAAUCACGUGGUCGCUCCUACACUCUUAAAAAUGUUGGGCAACAUACUGUCCACACAAACAAUAAUUGGUUAGAACUUUAUCUAAAUUUGGGUAUAGUUUUAAACCAAUAAUCUGUGCUUUGGGUGAAAACUACACAGUAUUGGUUGAAAACUACCCGGAGUUUGAUAUCUUUGUUUAACAAAUAAUGUUGUAUGGACAGUAUAUGAUGCCCAACAUUUUAAAAGUGUAUACAGCAUGUGCGUUCCUUUUUAUUCGGGAAAAAAUAUUUUUGGAGCAUAUUUCGUGUGGGGGGGGGGGGGGUCCCGAAAAUCAUUAAACUAGUCGGUCAGGUUUAGCAAUAUUGUCCCAGAAAUAUUUCAAUUAGCAUGAUUAGGGGUAGUUUACAACUCUUCACAGAACAAUAUUGAUAUUUAGGGGUUAAUGUUGAUAGCAUUCCUUUAAAAGUGUGAUAAGGGGUACGAUUCUGAUGGUUUUUUUUUAAAGCCCGUUAAGGGUACCCCCCAAAAAAAACCAACAACAAACAAACAAAGAGGACAUAUUGAAUCUUGACCACGGGAGAGGGUCGGGGUGCAUGGGGAAAGUGAUGUAGACCCAAUAAGAUACCUUUCAAAUGGUAUGAUCGCAAU
This is a messenger RNA of Lytechinus pictus (painted urchin), 1659 nucleotides long. RefSeq lists its product as uncharacterized. Lineage: Eukaryota; Metazoa; Echinodermata; Echinoidea; Temnopleuroida; Toxopneustidae. The transcript has 5 exons. The record is from RefSeq and is a predicted model, not a curated record. Bases 255 to 773 code for a protein of 172 amino acids. Gene Ontology annotation, molecular function: DNA binding.